AUGUGGAAAUACAGUAUGUUAUUGAAACCGUGUGUCUUUUACUGUAUGCACAAGCAGCAGUUGACCUUCCAGUAGCUAGUGUGGUUUGAGUGUGGAUUACCUCUCAGAUGGCUGCUUUGUGUGUGUUCUGUCAGAUGAAUCCAGUCCUCCACGGGAUAAGGCUGCCUGGAGGAGGGGUAUCCCCGGCAUCAUGAGGAAACCCUUUGAGAAGAAGACCACUGCUGGGGUCACCUUUGGGGUGCGCCUCGAUGACUGCCCACCUGCACAAACCAACAGGGUAAGAGAGAGAGUGUGUAUGUGUGUGUUUACAUGUGAGAAAGACAUGGAAAUGAUGUUGUUGAAUGAAUUGAGUAUAUGUUUUGUUUCCCUGUGAUAGUUGAGUAGUGUGAUCUUGAAGGGAAACUUCCUCUAGACACUAGUCUCCCUACAUAGGGGGUGUUUCAGACAUAAUUAUGCACCAUAGUGCAAUUGUGUUAUUUUCGCGUUGAGAGAGUUCAACCAAUGACAUCAUUGGUGGAUUGAGCCUGCUUUCUGAUCUAAAAAUGAAUGGAGUCAUGUUUUGUAGCAAUUAUUGUGGCCUUUGUGUUUCUCUGAUUGCACGGUCACGCUAGCAGCGAGGAGAUAUGGUUGUCCUUGUUCAAUAGAGCCAUUGGACUUGUCUCAACGAUGUUCCUAUCUGCCACGACAUAGCAGGAUAUCUAGGUUGACUCAUUUUCCCUGGCUUUGUAAAGACAACAGCCUGACGGGAGCCCUACUUCCUCAUCCAAUUGUGUUCCCACCCUCGAAGGCAGGCUUUUCAAAACGGGGGCAAUACUCGUUUCUACAGGUUCACAGGAGCUAUGUUACUGUGCACUGUCUAUCCGAGAUUGCUAAAUAAUUACAAUGGCUGCAUCUGAUGAUUCCUCUUUCCAAGAAGAGCUGGACAACGAAACCGUUUUUGAUGUUAUUUUACAUAGGGACAUACAGCCCUAUUCAUUUGAGCCGGAAUAGGAGUUGAGACAGCGACAAUAAGAAUUGCGAGACCAGCAAGCAGCGAUGGGGAGCCACUGUCAGACUCCGACUGGUGGUGCCUAAGCGGUUGCUGUCCAGCCAUGCCGACAGAAGAAUGUCUGUGCUGCAACGAAUUCGAUCGCGGGCGGUUCUUACUGGAGAGAGUCACUGCAGACCCCUUGGGUCGUGUGUGUGUGUGACAGACCAUCUAAGCUUUGACGCACAUAUGGAUAGAGGGGUGCUGGAGAUGUUCUUCAGAACCUCCAAGAUCAACUGGGGUUGGCAGCCUUGUCCAGCUGGACCAGGAGAGCAAAUGCCAAACAAGUAAGUGGUUUUGCUGUUGGUAGCUAGCUAGCAAUAUAAGCUCUCAUUUUACAUGAGGCAGUGUUGUUCAGUACAGUAUAACUUCGUGAUCGUAAAGGGGCUUGCUAGUACCACUACUAUCCAAGCUAACCAUGUUGAGUGAGCUAGCUUUGUUUACUAUACCAAAAAAGUACUGUAGCCUAACGUUGUAGCUAGCUAAUGUUAGCUAGCCUAGCUAGCCUCAGUGAAUCUCAUUUGGAACUAAACUGGAUAAAUGUUUUGAUAACGAAGAGUAAAGAAAUGACUUUGGCUUUAUGACUCAUAUUAGACUUUGAGUAACUAUACCUGUGUGUUGUAGGUAGCUAGCUAGCUAUCAUGUGUCUGUGAGAUAUGUAAUAUUCUGCAUCUUGCUGCAACAGUAGGAAUACAAAGAGUACACAAAGAUUGCCCAUGAAAGUCUAAUAGCGUUUUUGGCAUUCUCUUACAGACAAUACAGCUUGGUGGCCUACAGAUUGUUUUGGGAGUUUGUUCUACAUGGGGAGAAGCUAGGUAGAGGACACUGAAUCCCCUUGCCUGCAUGUGUUGUUUGGGCCAUUAAGCAAUUUAUCCCUCACACAAUGGACAGUAUGUUGGCUACAAAGAAGUGGUUGACUCAAAGAGGAGAUGUGAAGGGUCCCAUAACAACAGUCUCCCCUUGUAUCAAAGUGACUACGAACACCUCACUGCACCCCCCAAACAGCACAUAUGCAAGUAUUCCCAUUGUGGAACUGUAGUAUUUAUUAUAGGUGUUAGUAUAUUUUUAUUCUACUGUAUAUACGUCAUACAUUGCCAUAACUGUUCCUGCAUACUACUGUGUCACCUUGAUCUCCAGAGCAAAUAACCUUUGUCUUGAAUACAAGCCAUUUCUACUUAAUUGCUACAUUGUCAGAUUAAUCUACUAUUUUAUUGAAAUAUGUUUACUUGCCAACAAAUAAAAGUUGAAAUGAUACACCAACUCCCUGCGUAUUUCUUUAGCAGCAAGAUUGUAGCUAGUUACUUCCAAAUACAUUUAAUGUAUAUCACAAUGAAUUGUGUCAUCACUUUAUUGGUUUCUGAUGCAGCUGGAGUCAUUUAACUGUACACUUGAAAAAAAGACAGCUUGAUGUUGAUGCUGCUGCAGAUGUUGAUGGGAUCAGACACUGUAAAUAGAACACAUAGGCCAGUCACGUUAGCCUCUGCGGUAGUUAGUUAGCUAACGGUUAGAUAUGGUCCAGUAGGCUGUAGCUAACGUAACUAAGUGGUCAGAUGACGCAGAUGCUAAGCUACAGGACUGUUUUGCUAGCACAGACUGGAACAUGUUCUGGGAUUCUUCAGAUAGCAUUGAGGAGUACACCACAUCAGUCACUGGCUUCAUCAAUAAGUGCAUCGAUGACGUUGUCCCCACAGUGACCGUACGUACCCCCACCAGAAGCCAUGGAUUAGAGGCAACAUCCGCACUGAGCUAAAGGGUAGAGCUGCCGCUUUCAAGGAGCUGGACUCUAACCUGAACGCUUAUAAGAAAUCCCGCUAUGCCCUCCGACGAACCAUCAAACAGGCAAAAAGUCAAUACAGGACUAAGAUUGAAUCGUACUACACCGGCUCUGACGCUCGUCGGAUGUGACAGGGCUUGAAAACUAUUACAGACUACAAAGGGAAGCACAGCCGCGAGCUGCCCAGUGACACAAGCCUACCAGAUGAGCUAAACCACUUCUAUACUCGUUUCGAUGCAAGCAACACUGAAGCAUGCAUGAGAGCACCAGCUGUUCCGGAUGACUAUGUGAUCACGCUCUCUGUAGCCGAUGUGAGUAAGACUUUUAAGCAGGUCAACAUUCACAAGGCCGUAGGGCCAGACGGAUUACCAGGACGUGUACUCCGAGCAUGUGCUGACCAACUGGCAAGUGUCUUCACUGACAUUUUCAACAUGUCUGACUGAGUCUGUAAUACCAACAUGUUUCAAGCAGACCACCAUAGUCCCUGUGCCCAAGGACACUAAGAUAACCUGCCUAAAUGACUACCGACCCGUAGCACUGACGUCUGUAGCCAUGAAGUGCUUUGAAAGGCUGGUCAUGGCUCACAUCAACACCAUUAUCCCAGAAACCCUAGACCCACUCCAAUUUGCAUACCGCCCCAACAGAUCCACAAAUGAUGCAAUCUCUAUUGCACUCUACACUGCCCUUUCCCACCUGGACAAGAGGAACACCUACGUGAGAAUGCUAUUCAUUGACUACAGCUCAGCGUUCAACACCAUAGUGCCCUCAAAGCUCAUCACUAAGCUAAGGAUCCUGGGACUAAACACCUCCCUCUGCAACUGGAUCCUGGACUUCCUGACGGGCCGCCCCCAAGUGGUAAGGGAAGGUAACAAUACAUCUGCCACACUGAUCCUCAACACAUGCUCAGUCCCCUCCUGUACUCCCUGUUCACCCAUGACUGCAUGGCCAGGCACGACUCCAACACCAUCAUUAAGUUUGCCGACGACACAACAGUGGUAGGCCUGAUCACCGACAACGAUGAGACAGCCUAUAGGGAGGAGGUCAGAGACCUGGCCGUGUGGUGCCAGGAUAACAACCUCUCCCUUAACGUGACCAAGACAAAGGAGAUGAUUGUGGACUACAGAAAAAAAAGAGGAAUGAGCACGCCCCCAUUCUCAUCGACAGGGCUGUAGUGGAACAGGUUGAGAGCUUCAAGUUCCUUGGUGUCCACAUCACCAACGAACUAUCAUGGUCCAAACACACCAAGACAGUCGUGAAGAGGGCACGACAAAGCCUAUUCCCCCUCAGGAGACUGAAAAGAUUUGGCAUGGGUCCUCAGAUCCUCAAAUAAGCUCUACAGCUGCACCAUCGAGAGCAUCCUGACUUGUUGCAUCACUCCUGGUAUGGCAACUGCUCGGCCUCCGACCGCAAGGCACUACAGAGGGUAGUGCGUACGGCCCAGUACAUCACUGGGGCCAAGCUUCCUGCCAUCCAGGACCUCUAUACCAGGCGGUGUCAGAGGAAGGCCCUCAAAAUUGUCAGACUCCAGCCACCCUAGUCAUAGACUGUUCUCUCUGCUACCGCACGGCAAGCGGUACCAGAGCGCCAAGUCUAGGUCCAAAAGGCUUCUCAACAGCUUCUACCCCCAAGCCAUAAGACUCCUGAACAGCUAAUCAUGGCUACCCGGACUAUUUGCACUGCCCCCCCACCCCCACCCCAUCUUUUUACGCUGCUGCUACUCUGUUAAUUAUUUAUGCAUAGUCACAUUAACUCUACCCACAUGUACAUAUUACCUCAACUACCUCAGCUAGCCGGUGCCCCCGCACAUUGACUCUGCACCGGUACCCCCCUGUAGCCUCCCUACUGUUAUUUUAUUUUACUUCUGCUCUUUUUUUUCUCAAUAGUUUUGUUGUUUUAUUUUACUUUUUUAUUACCAAAUACAUGCAUUGUUGGUUAAGGGCUGUAAGUAAGCAUUUCACGGUAAUGUCUACACCUGUUGUAUUCGGCGCAUGUGGCAAAUAAAAUUUGAUUUGAUUUGCAAAGUUACACAGCUGGUUAAUUACAUUGAUUUGCUUUGAAUGUCUAGCCAGCGUAUUAUGAAAUCUAGCUAGCUAGAUUUUGGUUCAGAUAAACAAAUGUAGUUCGCUAGCUAAAUUGGCUACGUUACCUCUGCUCGACUUCUAAGGUAACCGAUGAAAUGUUACCCCAGCAGCCUGUGCUUGCUUGUAGUUUGCACAUCCAGAUACUGAGCACCACACCAUGACUAAACUUUACAGCUGUUGUCGAAAUAAAAAUAAAUGGCUAUUCGCAAGCUGAUGUUCUAUGAACAAGUGGCUGGUCCUGUGAGUAACGUUAGCUACGCUACCUGUAUCUCCUAAAUACCUGUAUCUCCAUCUCCCAUUCGCAACUGGAUCCACCUUGACAGGGGCAGUACUACGUCCUGAAAUCACUUUGAAUUAUGGAUAUUGUGGUUUGCUUGAACCAGGAAAUGUAGAUGUCCAAUUUCUACCGGUGAGAUGCAUAAACACUCGUAUUUGCGUGUAGUGAGGAAAUUCCCGAUUUGUAAGACUCAUUAUAUGUUAAUAACAUAUUAAUGGACACAUAAACACACAGACUGGGGUGUAACACUGCCUAGUGUGAUGACAACACAGCGUCUUGCAUAUCUGUACAAUACAAUAACCCCUACAUCUUCAUUCCUUUGUUUUCUUAUGUAAUUUAUUUGAGGUGUAAGUAUUGAUCUGUAAUGAUGUACUAUACUCUGGCAUUGCAUUGACAAACUGAAAUACUGUCAUGUUUCUCUGAGCUAAUAAAAUGCUUUUAAAGGAUAUCUGGAUUAGACUGGAAUGGACUGGUUUGGUCUUGUUGAUGUGACACUGUGUAGUGGGGAUGAGAGGAGAGGGAUGGUUGGAUACGGGAGGAGGAGAGGAUAGGAAGAGAGAGAGGUGAUCGUUGGGAAAGAGAGGUGGUUCAUGUGCCAUCCUGCCCUUUAGGGUGGCAUGUCAGAAGCCUUGUGUGUGUGUGUAGUCCCGUGUAGCUCAGUUGGUAUAGCAUGGCGCUUGCAACGCCAGGGUUGUGGGUUCGUUUCCCACGGGGGACCAGUAUAAAUAAAUAAAAUAAUUAUGCACUCACUAACUGUAAGUCACUCUGGAUAAGAGCGUCUGCUAAAUGACUAAAAUGUAAAUGUAAUGGACAGACAUAUACAGUGAAAGAGCAGCAGUUAAAUUUCCCUUUUAAUGUGUGAGGUAUAAAUUCUACUUUGUGUAUAUGAAAGUGGUGUCUGUUUAUUUGUUUCUUGGUUCAUCCAAUAUGUAUAAUGCUAAAUACUUUAUGUUUGUGUUGUGUAGUUUGUUCCCCUCAUUGUGGAUGUGUGCUGUAAGCUGGUAGAGGAAAGAGGGCUGGAGUACACUGGGAUCUACAGAGUACCAGGAAACAAUGCUGCCAUCUCCAGCAUGCAGGAGGAGCUGGACAAUAAAGGACUGAUGAGUGACAUCGACAUCCAAGAAGAAGUGAGUGACACAUGUAUACAGUGCCUUCAGAAAGUUGUUCAUACCCCUUAACUUAGUCCACAUUUUGUUGUUAGAGCCUGAAUUCCAAAUGGAUUUAAAGAAUAAUAAUUCUCACCCAUCUACACACAAUACCCCAUAAUGACAGUGAAAACAUGUUUUUAGAAAUUUUAGCAAAUGUAUUGAAAAUGAAAUACAGAAAUAUCUAAUUUACACAAGUAUUCAUACCCCAGAGUCAGUACUUUGUAGAAGCACCUUUGGCAGCGAUUACAGCUGUGAGUCUUUCUGGGUAAGUCUCUAAGCGCUUUCCACACCUGGAUUGUGCAACAUUUGACCAUUUAUUUGUUUCAAAUUUCUUCAAGCUCUGUCAAAUUGGUUGUUGAUCAUUGCUAGACAACCAUUUUCAGGUCUUGCCAUACAUUUUCAAGUGGAUUUAAGUCAAAACUGUAACUCAGCCACUCAGGAACAUUCACUUGGUAAAUAACUCCAGUGUAGAUUUGGACUUGUGUUUUAGGUUAUUGUCCUGCUGAAAAGUGAAUUCAUCCCCCAGUGUCUGGUGGAAAGCAGACUGAACCAGGUUAUCCUAUAGGAUUUUGCUUGUGUUUAUUUUUUAUCCUGAAAAACUCCCCAGUCCUUAAUGAUUACAAGCAUACUCAUUACAUGAUGCAGCCACUUCCUAUGUUUGGAAAUAUGGAGUGGAACUCAGUAAUGUGUUGUAUUGGAUUUGCCCCAAACAUAACACUUUGUGUAGAGCAGGGGUGUCAAAGUCAAAUGGACGGAGGGCCAAAUAAAAAAUUUAGCUACAAGCCGAGGGCCGGACUGUUCGAAUGUUCAUUGAAAAAUGUUUAAAUGACGCAUAUAGUCUAGUGAACCUAAUUGAACCUACUGAAAACCUAACAAAUAUAUUCCAAUAUGAUCAGAUAAAUAAAGCAAUAUUUUCUUAUGGCUCUGUCAGUAAUCUUUAAUUUUCAACAGACACAAAAGACAAAUUUCCUUUAUAUAAAAAUCCCCAUAACUACUAUCUACUAUCUCGGCAAUGGUGUUUCUGCUCAGACUCACAUUUAAAAAGAGUUGCCUUUUUUCUGGGCAAACUUCGUCACAAACUUUAAUCAUGCAGUUUUUGAUGAAAUCCCCCUCCGUAAAUGGCCGGGCUGAUUUAGCGAUCUCUUCUGCCAAAAUAAAACUGGCCUUGACAGCAGCCUGGCCUUGUGAUUUGGCUUUUUUGAACAGAGCCUGUCGAGAUUUGAGGCCUCGUUUUAAUUCCUCUGCCUUUUGUAGCCUUUGUUCCAUGUCCAUAUUCUUGUUUUUGUCCGCGUGUUUCGUUUCAUAAUGUCGUCUCAGAUUAUACUCUUUCAGUACCGCCACACUUUCUCCACACAGAAGACACACAGGUUUUCCAGCUACCUCCGUGAACAUAUACUCCGACUCCCACCUUGUUUGAAACCCCCGGUUCUCAGUGUCCACCUUCCGUUUUGCCAUUUUUGAUGGGUAUCUGAAAGUUAAUUUUACUGUGAUGCUGACGACUGCUGUGCCAAUAAAUAUUGAAAUGAAGCAGCCUACUGCUCGGUGCGUCACCGUUGCAUUGUGGGAAAUGUAGUAUUGGUGCGUGUAAAAGAUCUGCGGGCUGCCGGCUUGCUGCGGUCUGCGGGCCGGUUCUAAUAAUAAAUCAAGAUCAUCCCAGGGGCCGUAAAAAACCUUCUCGCGGGCCGGAUGUGGCCCGCGGGCCUUGACUCUGACAUAUGUGGUGUAGAGAGUUUUCAUCUAUUUUUCGUUGGUCUCUAUUUACCACAACAAACCGAUGCUGGCACUAAGACCGCACUCAACGAGCUGUAUAGGGCAAUAAGCAAACAAGAAAAUGCUCAUCCAGAGGCGGCGCUCCUAGUGGCCGGUGAUUUUAAUGCAUGAAAACUGAAAUCUGUUGUACCUAAUUUCUACCAGCAUGUCACCUGUGCAACUAGAUGGAGAAAAAAACCUUUUGAUUACCUUUACUCCACACACAGAGACGCAUACAAAGCUCUCCCUCGCCCUCCAUUUGGCAAAUCGGACCAUAACUCUAUCCUCCUGAUUUCUGCUUACAAGCAAAAACUCAAACAGGAAGCGGAUGCUAAGCUACAGGACUAUUUUACUAGCACAGACUGGAAUAUGUUCUGGGAUUCGUCCGAUGGCAUUGAGGAGUUUACCACAUCAGUCACCAUCUUCAUUAAUAAGUCCAUCAACGAUGUUGUCCCCAUAGUGACUAUACGUACAUAUCCCAACCAGAAGCCAUGGAAUACAGGCAGCAACCGUACUGAGCUAAAGGCUAGAGCUGCCGCUUUCAAAGAGCGGGACACUAAUCCGGACCCUUCCCGCUACGCCCUCCGAUGAACCAUCAAACAGUCAAAGUGUCAAUACAGGACUAAGAUCGAAUCCUACUACACCGGCUCUUGAAGCUUGUCGGAUGUGGCAGGGAUUGCAAACUAUCACAGAUAUGAAAGGGAAGCACAGCCGAGAGCUGCCCAGUGACGCGAGCCUACCAGAUGAGCUAAAUGCCUUCUAUGCUCGCUUUGAGGCAAGCAACACUGAACCAUGCGUGAGUGCACCAGCUGUUCCGGACAUCUGCAUGAUCACACUCUCCGUAGUCUGUGAGUAAGACAGGGUAUCAUUCACAAGGCUGCAGGGCCAGACGGAUUACCAGGACGCGUACCCCCGAGCAUGCGCUUACCAGCUGGCAAGUGUCUUCACUGACAUUUUCAACCUCUGACUUAGUCUUUAAUACCUACAUGUUUCAAGCAAACCACCAUAGUCCCUGUGCCUAGGAACGCUAAGGAAACCUGUUUAAAUGACUUCCACCCUGUAGCACUCACAUCUGUAGCCAUGAAAUGCUUUGAAAGGCAGUUCAUGGCUUACAUCAACACCAUCAUCCCAGAAACCCUGGACCCACUCCAAUACGCAUACCGCCUCAACAGAUCCACAGAUGAUGCGAUCCCACCUGGACAAAGGGAACACCUACGUGAGAAUGCUGUUCAUUGACUACAGCUUAGCGUUCAACACCAUACUGCCCUUCAAGCUCAUCACUAAGCUAAGGACCCUGGUACUGAACACCUCCCUCUGCAACCGGAUCCUGGACUUCCUGACGGGCAGUCCCCAGGUGGUGAGGGUAGGCAACAACACAUCUGCCACGCUGACCCUCAACACAGGGGCCCCUUGGGUGCGUGCUCAGUCCCCUCCUGUACUCCCUGUUUACUUACGACUGCGUGACCGCGCACAAAUCCAACACCAUCAUUAAGUUUGGCGACGACACGCCGGUGGAAGGCCUGAUCACUGACGAUGAUGAGGCGGCUUAUAGGGAGGAGGUAAGAGACCUGGCAGUGCGAUGCCAGGACAAAAACCUCUCCCUCAACAGGGGCAAGACAAAGGAACUUAUCAUGGACUACAAGAAAUGGAGGGCCGAACACGGCCCCAUUCACAUCGACGGGGCUGUAGUGGAGCGGGUUGAAAUCUUCAAGUUCCUCGGUGCCACAUCACUAAGGACCUAUCAUGGUCCAAACACACAAACAGUCGUGAAGAGGGCAUAACAAUGCCUCUUCCCCCUCAGGAGGCUAAAAAGAUUUGGCAUGGGCCCUCAGAUCCUCAAAAAGUUAUAUAGCUGCACCAUUGAGAGCAUCUUGACUGGCUGCAUCACCGCUUGGUAUGCAACUGCUCGGCAUCCGACAACAAGGUGCUACAGAGGGUAGUGCAUACGGCCCAGUAUAACACUGGUGCCAAACUCCCUGCCAUCCAGGACGUCUAUUCCAGGCGUUGUCAGAGAAAGGCCCUAAAAAUUGUCAAGGACUCUAGCCACCUAGUACAGACUGUUCUCUCUGCUACCGCACCUGAACAGUUAAUCAAAUGGCAGUUUACAUUGACCCCCUAUAUUAUUUAUUUAUGUAUUUAUCUUAAUUGCUUUGCACUGACUUCCUUGCAUUGGCUCUAUGCACACUCACUGGACUCAACCCACACACUCACACAUACUACACUGACACUCUAACACACACAUAUACAUACACAAAUAAUACAUACGCUCACACACACAAAACACACACAUGCAUAUUGACGCACCACACACACAUACUCACACACUGACACUUUCACACUUCACAUACGCUGCUGCUACUCUGUUUAUUAUACUGAAUAUCCUGAUUGCUUAGUCACUUUCACCCGUACCCAUAUGUACAUAUACUGUGUUACCUCAACUACUUUGUACCGCUGCACAUUGACACGGUACUGGUACUCCUUGUAUAUAGCCUCGUUAUUGUUUUUGCUGCCAUUUCCUUUUUUCUGUAAAUUCUACACCUGUUGUAUUCGGCGCAUGUGACUGAAUUUGAUUUGAGUUUCUAUUCAGGACUAAAAGUUCAUUGCUUUGCCACAUUUUUUGCAGUAUUACUUUAGUGCCUUGUUGCAAACAGGAUGCGUGUUUUGGAAUAUUUAUUAUUCUGUACAGGCCUCGUUUUCCUUCUGUCAUUUACAUUAGUAUUGUGGAGUAACUACAAUGUUGUUGAUCCAUCCUCAGUUUUCUCCUAUCACAGCCAUUAAACUCUGUAUCUGUUUUAAAAUCACCAUUGGCCUCAUGGUGAAAUCCCUGAGCGGUUUCCUUCCUCUCAGUCAACUGAGUUAGAAACGGCCCCUGUAUCUUUGUAGUGAAUGGCUGUAUUGCUACACCAUCCAAAGUGUAAUAAAUAACUGCACCAUGCUCAAAGGGAUAUUAAAUGUCUGCUUUUCAAUUUUUAAUUUUUAAUCUUCAAUAGGAGCCCUUCUUUGCGAGGCAUUGGAAAUUCUCCCUGGUCUUUGUGGUUGAAUCUAUCUUUGAAAUUCCCUGCUUGACUGAGGGACCUUACAGAUAAUUGUAUGUGUGGGGUACAGAGAUGAGGUAGUCAUUAAAAAAUCAUGUUAAACACUAUUAUUGCGCAGACUUAAUACGCACAUUUUUACUCCUGAACUUAAUUAGGCUUGCCAUAACAAAGGGGUUGAAAACUUAUUGACUCAAGACAUUUCAACUUUUCAUUUUGAAUUAAUUUGUAAAAAUUUCAAAAAACAUAAUUCCACUUUUUAUUUUCAAAAUGAAUUUUCAAAAAACAUAAAAACACUAUUUAAUCCAUUUUAAAUUCAGGCUGUAACACAACAAAAUGUGGAAAAACUCGAUGGGUGUGAAUACUUUCUGAAAGCACUGUAUCUCUCCCAUACCUCACAAUAAUGUAUUUAAUGCUUUUUCUCUCUUGCUCUCCCUGACAGAAAUGGAGGGACCUCAACGUGAUCAGUAGUUUACUGAAAUCCUUCUUCCGUAAACUUCCCGAGCCCCUUUUCACAAAUGGUGAGUCACUGAACACACAGUGUAAAUGCAUGUCUGUAAAGAAGAGAAAGUUGGUUAAGGAAGUUGUUAAUAAAUCAAUGUAUUUAUUUGUAGUAUGCCUUAUUGCUCCAUUUUCAGUCUUGGUCACUAAAGAAACUAAGUGAUCCUUGUAUUCCUUUUACAGAAAAAUAUGCAGAUUUUAUUGAAGCCAAUCGAACUGAAGACUCAGUGGAGAGGUUAAAAGAACUGAAGAGGCUGGUAAGUUACAGCUCAUGCUAUGAGGGUUUAUGUUAGAUCUGUAGGAAUAAGAGCUUUAUGUAGCCUACCGUUUGAAUUGAAUUUGGAUUUUUGGAAUUGUUGCAUUCUAGUAUUGAAGGUUGGUUCUCUUCUCUUCACAGAUUCUUGAAUUGCCUGAUCAUCACUAUGAAACCCUCAAAUUUCUCUCUGGACACCUCAAGUUGGUCUCCGAAAACUGUGAAAAAAAUAAGGUAUGUCAGCUUGAGGGUUUAAAAGUAUUUUGAAAUGGAGCCUUUUAAUGGAGAGGCCUAGUGAAUAUGGACUGGACUGGAAGCCAUUCUUGCUCCUCUCUCCCCCCAGAUGGAGCCUCGUAACCUGGCCAUCGUGUUUGGUCCAACCCUGGUCAGAACCUCGGAGGACAACAUGACCAACAUGGUCAACCACAUGCCAGACCAGUGCAAGAUAGUGGAGAACCUCAUUCAGCAGUACGACUGGUUCUUCACUGAGGAGGGGGAUGAUGACCCUGUUGUACGUAGCAUCUCGCUCACUCUCUCACAUCUAAACACACUCAUGUACUCUCAGCUGGUAAUGGCACAGAAUGUUAAAUUGUGUGAUGUACAGUGGGGAAAAAAAGUAUUUAGUCAGCCACCAAUUGUGCAAGUUCUCCCACUUAAAAAGAUGAGAGAGGCCUGUAAUUUUCAUCAUGGGUACACGUCAACUAUGACAGACAAAAUGAGAAAAAUAAAUCCAGAAAAUCACAUUGUAGGAUUUUUAAUGAAUUUAUUUGCAAAUUAUGGUGGAAAAUAAGUAUUUGGUCUAUAACAAAAGUUUCUCAAUACUUUGUUAUAUACCCUUUGUUGGCAAUGGCACAGGUCAAACGUUUUCUGUAAGUCUUCACAAGGUUUUCACACACUGUUGCUGGUAUUUUGGCCCAUUCCUCCAUGCAGAUCUCCUCUAGAGCAGUGAUGUUUUGGGGCUGUCGCUGGGCAACACGGACUUUCAACUCCCUCCAAAGAUUUUCUAUGGGGUUGAGAUCUGGAGACUGGCUAGGCCACUCCAGGACCUUGAAAUGCUUCUUACGAAGCCACUCCUUCGUUGCCCGGGCGGUGUGUUUGGGAUCAUUGUCAUGCUGAAAGACCCAGCCACGUUUCAUCUUCAAUGCCCUUGCUGAUGGAAGGAGGUUUUCACUCAAAAUCUCACAAUACAUGGCCCCAUUCAUUCUUUCCUUUACACGGAUCAGUCGUCCUGGUCCCUUUGCAGAAAAACAGCCCCAAAGCAUGAUGUUUCCACCCCCAUGCUUCACAGUAGGUAUGGUGUUCUUUGGAUGCAACUCAGCAUUCUUUGUCCUACAAACACGACGAGUUGAGUUUUUACCAAAAAGUUAUAUUUUGGUUUCAUCUGACCAUAUGACAUUCUCCCAAUCCUCUUCUGGAUCAUCCAAAUGCACUCUAGCAAACUUCAGACAGGCCUGGACAUGCACUGGCUUAAGCAGGGGGACACGUCUGGCACUGCAGGAUUUGAGUCCCUGGCGGCGUAGUGUGUUACUGAUGGUAGGCUUUGUUACUUUGGUCCCAGCUCUCUGCAGGUCAUUCACUAGGUCCCCCCGUGUGGUUCUGGGAUUUUUGUUCACCGUUCUUGUGAUCAUUUUGACCCCACGGGGUGAGAUCUUGCGUGGAGCCCCAGAUCGAGGGAGAUUAUCAGUGGUCUUGUAUGUCUUCCAUUUCCUAAUAAUUGCUCCCACAGUUGAUUUCUUCAAACCAAGCUGCUUACCUAUUGCAGAUUCAGUAUUCCCAGCCUGGUGCAGGUCUACAAUUUUGUUUCUGAUGUCCUUUGACAGCUCUUUGGUCUUGGCCAUAGUGGAGUUUGGAGUGUGACUGUUUGAGGUUGUGGACAGGUGUCUUUUAUACUGAUAACAAGUUCAAAAAGGUGCCAUUAAUACAGGUAACGAGUGGAGGACAGAGGAGCCUCUUAAAGAAGAAGUUACAGGUCUGUGAGAGCCAGAAAUCUUGCUUGUUUGUAGGUGACCAAAUACUUAUUUUCCACCAUAAUUUGCAAACAAAUUCAUUAAAAAUCCUACAAUGUGAUUUUCUGGAUUUUUUUCUCUCAAUUUGUCUGUCAUAGUUGAUGUGUACCUAUGAUGAAAAAAUACAGGACUCUCUCAUUUUAAGUGGGAGAACUUGCACAAUUGGUGGCUGACUAAAUACUUUUUUUCCCCACUGUAGUUGAUGUUUGUUGAUGUUGCAGGUUGCCUAAAGUGUUUUUAGAUUCUCUCUCCAUCCCUCUUUCCUCCUCUACUUCAACACUAUCUCCAUUCAUAUCCCUCGUUGAAUCUCUCUCUCCUCUAGACCUCAGUGGAACAGGAGAGUACAGUGCAGUCUCAGCCUGUGCCCAACAUCGACCACCUGCUGUCCAACAUCGGCCGUACCACAACCACCACCUCGCCUGGGGAAGUCUCAGGUAACUCACCUGAAGCUCACUGAUAGCACUCCUGUUAGUUUGACUACAUAUACCAGAUUUACCAAAGUAUAAAACAAAGUAUACUAAUGAGCUUCAGGGAACGUGAUCCAGGAAAUGUGUGUGUAUGUUUAGAGAUGUACAUGCAUGUGUUUGUUAGUCCUAAAGUAAGAGGCUUCUUGUUUGCUUUCCAUCAGAUGAUCAAAUGCUAAAGUUAAGGAAGCCUACUGAAAAGUCUUGUGCUUUUGUAAAGGCAAGCUAUUUUAGCAAUUCUUCAAAGGAAGGAUUUUGGGUUAUCCAAUUGGAAAUUGCUAAAAAUAGUUUGCAAAUCUUGUUAAGCGUUUUGUUUUGGAUAAAGGUCUGUUUCGUUAUGUCAUUAUUAUUUUUUAUUUGUUAUAUCUCUUUCCCAGUUCCAUCUUAUGCUUUCUUAAGUUUUCUUUGCUCGCCAUUUCUCUCCCCGUGCUUUCCUCCUUAUGUUGAGAUGACGACUCCUUUUCUUUCAGUUAUUUUCUUCCCCCCCACCCUCCUCCUCCCACAUAAACCCGGCAUGUUCUUUCCCCAAAAACAACAACAACAAACAAACAAAACAACAAAGUGGAAGUGUUAACCCUUCUGACCCCUACCCUUGGUUUGUGUGUAGUGUGUUUUUUUCUUCCCUGUCCCUGUCCAGCACUCACACAUUGACCCAAUCUGACACAGGCCAAGGGGGCGGCGUCUGUCACUCGCUGAUGUCACUGGUGGACUCUGUAAUGUCAGUGGUGGACAGCUGGGACUGUAGGAAGAAGGACGAUGAGUGUUGUCCCCAGUGUAGCUGCCUAGUCUGCAGAAACCCUCAGCUCUGUUAAAUUGGGGUGAAACAUGAAGGAGAGAAAAAAAAGAAAAACGGAAAGAAAGAGAAGUCGAUGUUUUGUCAUUUCCUGUCGGUGUGCACGUUUUUCAUAUUUCCCCAAACAUCGAAAUACCUAAUAACCUGAAGGUUACAUACAGAGCAGUGCCUGCUGUACUUUCUACUGAAAGCCUUUCUGCUGUCUCUUGUUGUCUCUAAAGCUGAUCGCGAGGACAAGUAGCAUGGUACGGUCAAACUAUGGUUUCACUACCGCCCGCUCAUGUGGCAUUACUGUCAUGGCUUCUGAGGGGGGGUUGUAGUGUUGGAGUGGUGUUGGGCUGAGCUGGCUGUUGUCAAACACACUAAAAUGACAUCUAGGAGAGAUCAGCACCUCGUUAGACACACACACACACACACACACACACACACACACACACACACACACACACACACACACACACACACACACUAGGGUGAUUAGAUGGAUACCAGUGAGGUGGUAAGCAAAGUGGCUCUGAUGGCUUUUGCUCCUUCAGCCCCUUUCUGCCUUCCUGUCACGUUUGACUCUCAAUCUCACAUUUGGGAUUGACACCAUAGGGUGAAUCUCAAACAUAUUUUGUUCUUGCGUGCUUUCUCCUCGUCUCCUCAAAACGUCAGAUGGAAGCAAGGACAGCAUUGGAGGAGAAGGUCUGAGGAGAUCUCUCCUUGCCUUCCCUCUGACGUUUUGUGAACGAGGUGAGGAGAGGAAGGAAAAAAUCUAGGAAAGAGAUUCACCCCUGGUCUUAUCAAUGAACCACUGUUCUUUCAGCAUCAGAAACACCAACUACAGCCAAACACUGCCACCUAGCUACCUCCUUGUCCUUCACGGCUACAUACUUCUACCCAAAUGCACCAACCAUCCACAUCUAUCAAACACCCAUCUCCCCCAUCAAAAGCCUUGCGUUGCACACUGAUAUACACACCAGAGUUUGGGUCACUUCCACCUAAAUUCCAGUUGAUUCAGGUAAAUAACAUUUCCUAUAUGGAGAUAUUCCAUGUCCAAUUCAGCUGACAAGAAUUGAAAUGGAAUUGACCCCAACUCGGGCACACACAACUCGAAGUUAAGCGCACACACUUAAGUCGUACCCUCCACACUAUUGUGACUUGAUAGUGGUAGUAUUGAUGCGGUAGGGAAUGGUUUCUUUGAAAUUUUUUCUUUGAUAAGGUUUUUGUACGAUCCUUGUUUUGUAGUGUUUAUGGUCGUCAGUCAUAUUCAAUUGACUUAAACCAAAAUGUUCAAGAGUGCUGCAGGGAUUGUAAAAUAGAGUUCUAGACAUAUUGCACAACCUGUCCAUUCUACUAUGGCUAACUUGCAUGGGUGGAACUACUGACAUAACACUGCUCUGUCCCCUUAACUCUGGUUGUGAAUACUUCCUCUGUGAUUGAUGUCUUUCAGUUAGGAUAGAAUGCCCUGUUGCUGGUGGCUGUCUAUGUACUGUAACCGUCUGUGACUGAUGUAACCGUCUGUGACUGAUGUAACCUGUGGUCCGUGAUGUGUUGAUGUCAUCCCAUUGGGUACAUCCUGUUAUGAGCAUGAGCUGCUUCCUGUCCUAAUGCACACUGCCGGGUUUCUUCUUCCUCCUCCUCUUCCUCUCAUCCCUCCAUUACUGGCCUCCUCUUCUCUUCUUCCACUCAUGGACAGUGUCUUUCUUCAGCGUUUCCUUCCUCCAUCUCUGUGGGCUACAAAUAUCUCCACUCUGUUGAAUCUACUGCCCCCUCAUGGUGCAGGUUUCUGUCUCUUCUUCACGCUACCCUGUGAUCUGCCUACAGUCUCUGUCCUCCUCUCUCUCUCCCUCUCCCUUGAUACUUGUUGUUCAGAUUAUAUAUGUCUUAAAGAAUGUUACUAAUGCCCCUCUCCUCUCUCACAAAGAUUCAACAUGUAGUGACUCCUCCAAAUCAAAGGUAAGUGGUACCGGGGUGUCUGGCCGUCUCUUGCUUGCUAUUAGAUGUUAAUUACCUUCACUAAGAAAUAAUAUCUAAAACGCCUUGUCCUGCUCACUGUGGAAUGUUCAACCGUUUACAUUUUAGCCAUUUAGCAGAUGCUCUUAUCCAUAGUGAUUAGCAAUUGACCAUGCCGUUUCAGAGCAGACUUAGAAUAUGUUUGUGGCGAAAUUCCUCAUUUAAGAACAAUUAUGUGUUUUAAUGUAACUGGACGUCCUGUUGCUCUGUCCUAGCAGGGCUUGUGGGGGUCUGGGAAGGACCAGUGUAGCAGGGAGAUGCUGCUCUCCUCCUUCUUUGUCAGUCGCAAACGUAAGAAGCCCAAGGACAAGGCUCAGCCCAGCAGCUCUGACGACGACCUGGACGCCGUGUUGGCUAAGAAAGAGGAGCCAGAACAGAGCCACCGGGACCUCCACCCCGCCUGGUCCCCAGAGAGUCAGACAGAGGAGGAGGAGAGGGAGGCCAGCGAGAGAGGGGAACAGCCAGGGGACAGGUUCCAAACCAACGGGAAAGAGUCUCGUUCAGACAGCCUUAUGUCUCAGCCCUCUCCCAAACACACCCCCAGCCUCCGUACCUCCUCUACCCGCUCCCCCUAUGCCUCACCCUCCCCCUCCCAGUCCCCCAGCCUUGGCUAUCGCAGCCAGGUGACCCACCAGUUGUCCCUGUCGGACCCCCCCUCCAACUACGAUGAGGUCUCAGACCUGGGCACCAUGAACAGCACCAGCUCCCAGGCGUCUGUCACAGGUCCCAGGGUGCGGCAUGGCAGGACAGGGGGCCUGGGGCCAGAGACGGUGGCCAGCGGCCUGGGGGCAGAGGUCAGCUCCAUCACCUCAGACUACUCCACCACCUCCUCUAUGACCUUCCUGACAGGGGCCGAGCUGAGCACGCUCAGUCCAGAGGUACGCUCGGUGGCUGAGAGCAGGGGAGGAGACGACGCUGAUGAUGAGCGUAGUGAGCUGAUUAGUGAGGGCCGGCCCAUGGAGACGGACAGCGAAAGCGACCUAUCAGUGUUUGUUGGGGGCGGGAAGGAGGCAGGGCCGGUGGAGGAGAUCUGCCAAUCAGACGUGCCGGACGCACCCAGGCCCCUCCCCUCCUACAGACUCAUUGAAUGUGACUCUCUCUCUAGAAAGAAGUCAGCAGCACGGCAGAAGAUUGACAGCGAGUCCUCAUUGGAUGGAGGGCGGAGCGACAAGGACUCCAAUAGGCUGUCUUGCGUUCUGGGGGCAGUUAAGGAGCGUUCCACUGGCAGCCUUAGCUCCUCCUCCCGCAGCGAGUCAGAGAUGGGGACUGAGCCUGCAUGGCGUCUCAAGAUCACAGACCGUCUUAAGUUCCGAAUGCGGACGUCUGCGGACGACAUGUUCGGGGUGGGCACCCAGCGGAGCCGCUCUCCAGAGGGACGCAGGGACAAGAAGAAGAACAUCAGACGCAGACACACCAUGGGAGGCCAGAGGGACUUUGCUGAGCUGUCUGUGAUGGGGGACUGGCAGGAGGGCAUGGGGAUGGGCGGGGGCUCGCGGGCGGAGCUGUCGGCCGUGGACCGGCUGAAGCCCAAGUGUUCUUCCCAGGACUUCUCCAUCCGGGAGUGGAUUGCCCGCGAGCGCCACCGCACCUCCAACCCAGAGGUCAGCCUGGACUUAACUGAACACCAGGGGGCGCUACUCCACCUCCGCAGCCCCGACCCCCAGGACCCCAACCACCCCCAGGCCCAGGAGGCCCCGUCGUCUUCCCUCUCAGACCCCCUCUCACCACACCAAGCUCCAGCUGAGCUGCUGAAUGGAGACACAGGCCCCCAGAAUAAAAGCCUGAGCCUGUCAGCCACCGCACACCCACACAAACUCUCUGGCGCCCAGGUGGUCCACUCUCGCUUCUACCAGUACCUGUGA
Messenger RNA from Coregonus sp. 'balchen', 18965 nucleotides. The record is from the annotation of a GenBank genome assembly. NCBI's taxonomy places the organism in Eukaryota, Metazoa, Chordata, Actinopteri, Salmoniformes, Salmonidae.